Tuber aestivum (summer truffle) is the source of this 2252-nucleotide messenger RNA. NCBI's taxonomy places the organism in Eukaryota, Fungi, Ascomycota, Pezizomycetes, Pezizales, Tuberaceae. The record is from the annotation of a GenBank genome assembly.
UGAUUAUGUGGCGCCAGCAUUUUCUAUCUUUAAAAGCUUCUCUUUGGGCCAGGACAGCAGAGGGUAACUUACCGUACCUUACUGGUACAGUACCGUACGAGUUCGACGACCCACGAUACAUGUAUCAUAGUUCCAUCGUACUGUACCUGUAAUACGAGCUCAGUGUCGGGAUGGGUAAUGUUCUGCAGUAAAAAUGUUUUAAUUCUGAGCGGCAAGGAGAAUUAUGAAAUAGUCUUCUCGCCACAUUCACUAUGAUACGUUGAAGCGCAGCUUUGUACAAAUUUUGCCGGGACCAUUCUCUGAGUGCUCGCGUUCUGACCACCUUGCCUCUACUCUAGACCUGGUACAGUACACCUUAGCAGCCGCCAACCUCCAACCAACCAUCCCUACUCCGCUCCCCUCCCCUUCUAGCCCACUGCAUUUCUUUUCCUACCUACGUACCUACCUACCUCUCUACCUCUAUUCACGUUUAACAUCGUUUCCAGAAAUCCUCUUGGGCUUCAAUCAUUCUGGUUCUUGUGCCUCGUUUUUAGGUUCGCACCACCGCUCCUUGACUAUCGGCUGGAACCUGGAAUAAACCCUCUUUCGGAUUUGUCAAUACUCCUCUCUUCACCAGCAAAAGAAAAAGCAAGAGAAAAACAAGAAAAACAGAAAAGCCAUCAGUCUCACCUUUUUCUUCCCCAAAAUUUACUCUCGGCUCGAGAGUAUCUAAGUACUUUUUGAUGUCGCAAAUUAGAGGAACGGCGAACUAUCAUCUAGGCCCUGAUCAUAGGCCUUUCGGAGGACCGUCACACUCUGCAGCAACCUCGGAUCCUUCCCCGCUCGAUGCUAUCCGUGACCAAACUAGUAAGAUUGAAGAUUUACUGGACACUUUUUCUGAACCCGUUAAACCGUAUGUUCCACAUAAGGGGGGGGGGGGGGGGGGGCUGGGAGCUAGGCUCGUGGGAGGCUGUCAGGUUGCAAGAUAGUGGUACUUGAUUGCUAACUGAACCCACCGCUUCCUCAUUGUUUGUGGACUCAUGCUAUAGGUACCUGCCCGCAAUUGGAAGGUUUCUCAUCGUUGUAACUUUUCUUGAAGAUGCGCUCAGGAUUAUGACCCAAUGGGGCGAUCAACUUUUGUACCUCCAUGAUUACAGGCGCAGUAUGUCCCCCCUUUCUGCGGGUUCUAAACAGGGGGUGCUAUCCCCCCAGAGCGGGCGGGCCACAUACAGGAUUGAACUAACGCAAAAACAAAAAUGUUUAUGUAGUGCCCUGGGGCCUUACUCAUCUAUUCUUAGCUGCCAAUGUUGUUGUUAUGCUGAUUUGCUCUGUUCUGGUCAUUGCCCGUCGCCAUUCUGAAUAUGCCGUCGGAGGCCUACUUGGUGUUGUCAUUACCCAAGCUCUCGGAUAUGGAUUAAUUUUCGAUUUGAAUUUUUUCCUCCGCAAUCUUUCUGUCAUGGGUGGUCUACUCAUGGUCCUUUCCGAUUCGUGGCAUCGCAAACGUUUCUCUUUUGCUGGGCUUCCGCAGAUCGACGAGAAGGACCGCAAGAUGUAUUUCCAGCUUGCCGGGAGAGUUCUGCUAAUCUUCCUGUUCAUCGGGUUUGUGUACUCUGGUGAGUGGAGUGUUAGUAGGGUCUUGGUGAGCUUGGUUGGGUUUGUUGCCUGUGUAAUGGUUGUGGUUGGGUUCAAGGCCAAGUGGAGCGCGGUUUUGCUCGUCGUUAUCUUGAGCAUCUUUAACCUUAUUAUCAACAACUUCUGGACUGUGAGUUUAACCCCUUCUAUGUGUGUGUAGGUCCUGCGGUGUACUGGUGUACUGACAUGUAUAAACUAUAUUAGCUUCACCCUCACCACCCUCACCGAGAUUUUGCCAAGUACGAUUUCUUCCAGAUCUUAUCCAUCGUGUAAGUUUUGGUUCUUCAACCUCAUAUAUCUUUUGUUGAUUUCAUCCCUAGUGGUGGUCUUGUUCUCCUAGUCAAUAUGGGCCCUGGCCAAUUUAGUGUUGAUGAGAAGAAGAAGGUCUAUUAAUGACCGGGGAUGCUCGGGUCAGAGGGGUUGGGGGGAUGAAUGGAUGGAUUGAUGUUGAUAACGUGGUUGGCAUGGUCGAUGGUGUAGGAGUCGACAUGAGCUAGGCCGAAAUGAUGAUGAUACGAUCAUUGAACUUUUGCACUGAGUUGUGGAUGAGAUGCGCAGGGCGGCUUUGUAUAGUUCAAUCACACAGAUAACAAUUGAUCAGGUUAAAGUAAAAUUGCGGGGAAGGGAACCCGGUCCAUAUC